Messenger RNA from Mycotypha africana, 723 nucleotides. RefSeq lists its product as uncharacterized. The transcript has 3 exons. Gene Ontology annotation, cellular component: cytoplasm; membrane. The coding region runs from base 23 to 625 and encodes 200 amino acids. The record is from RefSeq and is a predicted model, not a curated record. Lineage: Eukaryota; Fungi; Mucoromycota; Mucoromycetes; Mucorales; Mycotyphaceae.
UUUUUUUCUCUGAUACUUUUUUAUGGCCAUGAGUAAACUAUUGCAAUUAUACCAAUACAAUAUAAUAAACAAGCCCAUUCGCACUUUUGCUCUACAGUCAUCUUGUAUGAUGACGUUAGGAGACAUUCUAUCGCAGCAAGUCAUUGAAAAAAGAGGCAGAGAAAAUCAUGAUGUGCAACGCUCAUUGAGAAUGACCGUCUACGGUGCUCUGGUAGGCGGGCCCGUCAUUGGUACCUGGUUUGGUUUCAUCCAUCGUCUGAUUCAAAUCAGGCACACUUGGGCUGCGACUUUGGUGAGAGUCGGCGUCGAUCAAGUGUUUUUUUCACCUACGAUUCUCGCCAUCUUUAUGACGGGUAUAUCCAUUCUCGAAGGUCGAUCCAUGGCGGACAUUAAACAAAAGCUAGAAAAGAGCUAUGUCAAGGGAUUAAUGACCUCGUAUCAAUUUUGGCCCUUUGUCAAUUUGUUUACGUUCGCCUUGAUACCCAUGCAUUAUCGACCUCUCGUCAACAGCACAGCUGGUAUUUGUUGGAAUUCUUAUCUAUCCCAUCUCAAUCAAACAUCCCUACAGACAUCAGCCGAACCCGUCACCCAUACCACCACCGCCACCACCACCACUAUUCAAUAGCCAGCUCCAGUAAAACAAGACCCUAUUUUACUGAUAGAUACCCACCCCCCAUCCUCCUAUAGACCAUCUCCAUGUCAACACAUAGAAGAACGACUAUU